CCUUCUCUCCCUCGCCACCGACCUCACCUCCUCUGCCUCUUCUCCAGCCUCCCGAUACUGGGCAGCUGCGUGCAGCCUCCUGAUGGAAGCCGGAACCCCGGGACCAGGGGACCCCCUCUAUUCCCACCUCUCACUUCCAUCCGGGACCCAGGACCCCAAGAUGGCCAACAGCCCCCUGUGCCCCCUCUUGGAGUACAUGAGUAACAUCACGAGCCACACCAACUCCAGCUGGCGCUACAUCGACUACGCCUCGGUGACCCUGCACGCGCUGGUCUCUCUGAUGGGCAUGGUGGAGAACUCCGUCAUCCUCUUCCUGGUCAGCUGCCGCAUGCGCCAGACGGUGGUGACCACCUGGGUGCUGCACCUGGCCCUGUCUGACCUCCUGGCCACGUCCAGCGUGCCCUUCUUCACCUACUUCCUGGCUGUGGGCCACUCGUGGAACUUGGGCACCACCUUCUGCAAGUUGCACUCGUCCAUCUUCUUCUUGAACAUGUUUGCCAGCGGCUUCCUUCUCAGUGCCAUCAGCCUGGAUCGCUGCCUGCAGGUGGUGAAGCCCAUCUGGGCUCAGAACCACCGCACGGUGGCCGCGGCCCAGAAGGUCUGCCUGGUACUGUGGGGCCUGGCCCUGCUCAACACCGUGCCCUACUUCCUGUUCCGAGACACCAUCCCGCGGCAGGACGGGCGGGUCAUGUGCUACUACAAUCUCCUGCUCCACAGCUCUGGCGCGGACAGGGAUGCCAUCUGUGGUUGCCGCCAAAUGGCCCUGGCCGUCAGCAAGUUCUUGCUGGCUUUUGCCAUACCCCUGGGCAUCAUCGCUGCCUGCUACUUGGCCGUGAGCCUGCAGGUGCGCCACCGGUGCCGCCGCCACCCCAGCCGGUUUGUGCGCCUGGUGAUGGCAGUCAUUGCCGCUUUUGUGCUCUGCUGGCUGCCCUACCACAUCUUCAGCCUGCUGGAGGUGCAGGCGCAGUAUGAUGACUCCAGCCUGCGCCCACUGGUGCUGCGGGCCCUGCCCUUCGUAACCAGCCUGGCCUUCAUCAACAGCGUGAUCAACCCCUUCCUCUAUGUGCUGACCUGCCCUGACGUGCUGCAGAAGUUGCGCCACUCCCUGCGCUGUGUGCUCGAGAGCGUGCUGGUAGAGGAUACCGAGUUUGGCUGUGGCAGCGGCCGCCGGCGCCGCAGCUCGCAGCUGGCCUCCUUGUCCAGAUCCUCCUCCACUUCUAGCUCUAUGGGCUUCCGAAGCCGCUGGCUCGCCUGGCUAGGGGCUAAGAUUGCCAGACAGCCAGGGAAGGGCCCAGCCCCGGAUGAGCUGAAGGAGGGGGUUCCCUUGAAAUGA
This is a messenger RNA of Dromiciops gliroides (monito del monte), 1333 nucleotides long. RefSeq names its product prostaglandin D2 receptor 2 (gene PTGDR2). Gene Ontology annotation, biological process: complement receptor mediated signaling pathway; positive regulation of cytosolic calcium ion concentration; inflammatory response. Lineage: Eukaryota; Metazoa; Chordata; Mammalia; Microbiotheria; Microbiotheriidae. The transcript is spliced from 2 exons. The record is from RefSeq and is a predicted model, not a curated record. Gene Ontology annotation, molecular function: complement receptor activity; G protein-coupled receptor activity. Gene Ontology annotation, cellular component: plasma membrane. Bases 83 to 1333 code for a protein of 416 amino acids.